Rhipicephalus microplus (southern cattle tick) is the source of this 962-nucleotide messenger RNA. RefSeq names its product lysine-specific demethylase 8. The record is from RefSeq and is a predicted model, not a curated record. Gene Ontology annotation, cellular component: nucleus. Gene Ontology annotation, molecular function: histone H3K36 demethylase activity. NCBI's taxonomy places the organism in Eukaryota, Metazoa, Arthropoda, Arachnida, Ixodida, Ixodidae.
UGCCCUAGCAAAGUAGCCUGCAACAUAGACUUUCCUAACUCUAUGGCCUGCAAGGAGGUUCUAUAGAACCUCUGGAGUGGCAGUCCCGGCCGCGCGCGUGCCGGCCACCUCCAACGGGAGCACGGAGGAAGGAAAGGUUCCUCUGCGCGCGGCACGUUGAAAAGUGAUGGAAUGGAGUUUCGUUGUGCAGCACACAGCUACACAUAAACUGUGCAGUAGCAAGCGAAACUUGUGCACUACUAGUUUGGGUUUAUUGUAUGCUUAGCAUUUUUUGUGUAAGAAUGAGUAGCCUUGCACAGACACAUUUGAGUGUUCCUGUCACGCUCGACGGCCACAACUUUGAUGACGAGGACCCUGUGGUGGCUAUCCUGAAAGAAUGCGUUGAUUUUGUGAACCUUCCGGACACUUCCGGGUACGUCACGACAUUGCAGGCGCACUCGGAAAACGCAAAGGUGAUUUGCGACAUGUGUUGGGAGAUGUUGAACAUUGGUGACUGGAAGAAUGUCCCGCUACAUUGGAGGCAGAUGUACAGCUUUGGAAGCCUACUAAAAGUACUCUGCGAACUUGGGCUGGAGAAAUCGAUGAAGGAUAUUCUGCACUUCUGUGACAUGGGUCUUAUAAUGGGGGCUCCUGUAAUGGACAAUAUACUGGCAAAGCUGGCCAGUAAUGUCCAUAAGGAAUUACCAGAGUUGAUUCCUUCAGCACUUCUUGAGAAGUUUCUGAAGUCUGCCUGAAGAAGCCAACUUCUUGGGCGGCCUGAAAAGUAGACUGCCAGGAGCCUCACUCGGUGACCUUGAAGUUUCGUUUGAGUCGCAUUGAAUGCCCAUCUUUAGAACAAUUUAUGAAUACAUAUUUACUUACAGAGAAGCCUGUGAUUAUAACCAAAGGGAUGGACCACUGGCCUGCAUUGUCGACACGACCAUGGAGGUAUGUACACUGUAGACAGUUUACAAUGCAAUUUG